AUGGAUUCCACCACAGACAGCCCACUGCCGACUGCGGACGGUGUCAGUCCUGCCAACAGUGUGAGUCCUGCCAACAGCUGCGGCUCGACUCUGGCCGACAAGCACGCCGAAUCCGACCGCGAGGUGACACACUUGGCUCGAACUUUCAGUGAGCGGUCGAGGCAAACGAAUAAUCAGCUCCCUUUCGCCGCAUCAAAAGACGCGUCUCUCGAUCCCCACAGCCGCCGAUUCAAUGCCAGAGCCUGGGCCAAAGCGUUCUAUGAUGUCCGAUACAACUCGACCGAUGCGCCGCCACCACGAGUGUCCGGUGUUGCUUUCAAGGGCCUCAAUGUGGCAGGCUAUGGGAGCCCCGUCGACUAUCAGAUGAGUGUGGGAAAUGCGUUUCUGAAGCUACCCACCCUCGCGCGACAGUGGCUGGGUGGGAAGAAACAGCGGAUCGAGAUUCUUCGAGACAUUGACGGGCUGCUCCUUCCCGGAGAACAGCUUUGCGUCCUCGGGCCCCCGGGGUCAGGCUGUUCUACCCUACUGAAGACCAUUGCACAGGAAACUUACGGCUUCGAAGUCGAUCCGUCAUCGUCCAUCAACUACCAGGGCGUUACCCCGAAACAGAUGUCCACGCAGUUCCGCGGCGAAGCGAUAUACACGGCCGAGGUCGACGCCCACUACCCCCAGCUCGUCGUCGGAGAUACUCUCUACUUUGCCGCCCUUGCUCGCACCCCUCGCCAAAUCCCUGGGGGCAUGAGUCGCCAGGACUACGCUACCCACCUACGCGAUGUUAUCAUGUCAACCUUCGGCAUCAGCCAUACCAUCAACACCAAGGUCGGGAAUGACUUCGUUCGAGGGGUCAGCGGAGGCGAGAGGAAGCGGGUCACAAUCGCAGAAGCGGCAUUGAGCUAUGCCCCUUUGCAGUGCUGGGAUAAUAGCACGCGUGGGCUGGAUAGUGCGAAUGCGGUUGAGUUCUGCAGGACUCUGCGCACGCAAGGAGAUGUUUUUGGCGUCACUUCGUGUGUGGCCAUCUACCAGGCUCCUCAGGCAGCAUACGAGAUCUUCAACAAAGUUACUGUUCUCUAUGAGGGGAGACAGAUUUACUUUGGACCUGCAACGGAAGCCAAGGACUAUUUUGAACGGCUUGGGUUUGUUUGUCCGGAAGCGCAAACAACGCCUGACUUUUUGACCUCCAUGUCAAGCCCAGUUGAGCGCAUCAUCCGUCCAGGACACGAGAAUCAGGUGCCUCGGACCUCCGACGAAUUUGCGCGGCGCUGGAAAGAGAGCCCUGAGCGCCAGGCUUUGAUCCGUGAUAUCGACCAGUACAACACCGCUCAUCCCUUCAACGCGACCGAUCUGCAUCUCUUCUCAUCAUCGCGUGACGCGGAGAAGUCGAAGAAACAACGGACGACAUCUCCCUAUACUUUGUCAUACUGGGGUCAGAUCCGGCUCUGUUUAUGGGGGGCCUUCCGACGGUUGAGGAACGACCCCAGCGUGCCCGUGGCCAUGCUCAUCGGAAACGUCUUCGAAGCCUUGAUUAUAGCCAGUAUCUUUUACAACCAGCCUAACAAUACGACCUCGUUCUUCUCUCGUGGCGCUCUGCUGUUCAUGAUGGUCCUGCUGAGUGCCUUUUCCAGCAUCCUCGAAAUUCUCUCGCUGUACGAGAAACGCACAAUCGUCGAGAAACACGACAGAUAUGCCCUCUAUCAUCCCAGCGCGGAGGCCAUCGCUUCAAUGAUCGUCGAUAUGCCGUACAAAAUUGUGAACUCCCUGCUCACCGGCCUGACUUUGUAUUUCAUGGGCAAUCUACGGCGUGAGCCUGGCGCGUUCUUCUUCCUGUACCUGAUCGCGUUUAUGAUGAUGAUGUCGAUGUCGAUGUUCUUCCGGUUCUUUGCGUCUAUCACAAAGUCGAUUGAGCAAGCGCUUGCGCCUUCUGCAAUCAUCCUGCUGGCGUUGGUAUUGUACACCGGUUUUGCCAUCCCGGUCUCUUACAUGCGCGGCUGGGCCUCCUGGAUCCGGUGGCUCAAUCCGAUCUCGUAUGGAUUCGAAGCGGUUAUGGUCAACGAAUUUGACGGUCGCGAGUUCCCCUGUGUCGGAUUCGUUCCCUCUGGACCUGGCUAUGAGAAUGUUUCACCAGACCAAAAGGUCUGCUCGACGGUUGGCGCCACUCCAGGGUCAGACGUUGUGCAGGGCACGGCCUUUGUUCGCUCCGCAUACGGUUAUGAGUAUAGUCAUCGCUGGCGAAACUUUGGGAUCAUCCUUGCUAUCACCUGUUUUCUGGCCGUCUGUCACUUGGUCACGACUGAAAUCGUUGCUUCUCAGCGCUCCAAGGGGGAGGUGCUUGUGUUCCGUCGUGGAAAGGCGCACAAGGCCCACGCCAAGCGACUGCAGACUGAUGAAGAGCAGGUGCCAGCACCUGUGGCUCAGAGCGAGAAGACUACACCAGAAGAGCCUGGCGUGGUUUCCGGCGUGGAGAAGCAGUCUUCCAUAUUUCACUGGGAAGAUGUGACAUUCGACAUCAAAAUCAAAGGCGAACCGAGGCGCAUCCUCGACCGCAUUGACGGCUGGAUUCGCCCGGGAACUUUGACAGCACUCAUGGGCGUGUCCGGUGCCGGCAAGACUACUCUUCUGGAUGUAUUGGCGAAUCGCACCACGAUCGGAGUCGUCGGAGGCAACAUGUUUGUUGAUGGCCACUCUCGCGACGAGUCCUUCCAACGAAAAACUGGCUAUGUCCAACAACAAGACCUUCAUCUGCACACUUCGACCGUCCGGGAAGCAUUGGAGUUCAGUGCUCUUCUCCGCCAACCGCCGCAAUAUACCAAGGCCGAGAAGCUCGCCUAUGUUGACUCAGUCAUUGACCUGCUGAACAUGACAGACUACGCGGACGCCAUUGUUGGAGUUCCAGGCGUGGGGCUCAAUGUCGAACAGCGAAAACGCCUUACCAUCGGUGUUGAGCUGGCUGCUCGUCCCAAGUUGUUGCUCUUCCUAGACGAGCCUACCUCUGGCCUGGAUAGUCAAACCUCGUGGUCAAUUUGCAAUCUCAUGGAGACAUUGACCAAGAAUGGCCAAGCGAUCCUCUGUACCAUCCACCAGCCUUCGGCCAUGUUGUUCCAGCGCUUCGACAGACUCCUUCUGCUGGCGGGCGAGGGAAAGACAGUGUACUUUGGUGAGGUUGGUCAAGGAGCAAGCACGCUCAUGGACUACUUUGUCCGCAAUGGUGGUUCGCCUUGCCCCCCAGGUGCUAACCCGGCAGAGCACAUGCUUGAGGUCAUUGGGGCUGCACCAGGCGCUCACUCAGACAUCGACUGGCCUGAAGUUUGGAGGAGCAGUGCCGAGUACCAGGAGGUACGAAGCGAGCUUGCACAACUGAGAGAGCUGGCAAACCAUCCAUCCCCGGUCUCCGAUCCAAAUGACAAAUCCAGCUAUACUGAGUUUGCAGCCCCUUUCUCCGAACAGUUCAUCCAGGUCGGACGUCGAGUAUUCCAGCAAUACUGGCGCGACCCGUCAUAUAUCUGGUCGAAAGUGUUGUUGACCGUUGGAUCGUCCCUCUUCAUCGGAUUUUCGUUCUUCAAAAUGGACAACACCCGGCAAGGACUACAAAACCAGAUGUUCGGCGUCUUUGUCUUCCUCUUCGUUACCGUCCAACUUGUUAUGCAAAUCAUUCCUGUGUUCGUCACGCAGCGAAAGCUCUACGAGUCCCGCGAGCGGCAAUCCAAAACGUAUGCAUGGCAGGCGUUCAUGAUGUCGAAUAUAACUGUUGAGUUCUUCUGGAAUACGAUCAUGGCUAUCUUCUGCUUCCUCACUUGGUUCUACCCCGUCGGCCUGUACCAGAACGCGGAGUACACAGACACCGUCCACUCCCGGAGCCUUCUGACCGUGCUCAACCUCUGGGCCGUCUUCCUCUUUGCCAGUUCGCUGGCGCACAUGCUCAUCGCCGGCAUUGAGGUCGCGGAGAUAGCAUCGUCCUUGUCCAACAUCCUUUUCAUCAUGAUGUACGCCUUCUGCGGUAUCCUUGCCGGCCCCGACGCCCUCCCUGGCUUCUGGAUAUUCAUGUAUCGAGUAAAUCCGUUUACUUACCUGGUGGGGUCUCUGCUGGCUACCACGCUUGGUGAUGCGCCCAUGCACUGCGCCGACAACGAGAUCUUGUCGUUCCAUGCGCCGGAGGAACAGACUUGUCAGGAGUACACGGAAGCGUACCGGUCUUUGGCUGGGGGAUACAUCCUUAACCCGGAUGCGCGAGGCAGCGAGCAGUGUCAGUACUGUUCACUCGACAACACGAAUCAGUAUCUGGCCGGACUCAGCAUCGACUACGGCAACCGCUGGCGCGACUUUGGUUUCUUGUGGGUUUAUAUUGUCUUCAACACUGUCGUCGCCGUUGCUCUCUACAAGCUAUUCCGGGUACCUAGAACGAAGAAGGGACAGUAA
Molecule: messenger RNA, 4410 nt
Organism: Aspergillus mulundensis
Lineage: Eukaryota; Fungi; Ascomycota; Eurotiomycetes; Eurotiales; Aspergillaceae
Product: putative ABC multidrug transporter
Exons: 5
Coding region: 1-4410 (1469 amino acids)
Biological process (GO): transmembrane transport
Cellular component (GO): membrane
Molecular function (GO): ABC-type transporter activity; ATP binding; ATP hydrolysis activity
Source: RefSeq, a predicted model, not a curated record